Molecule: messenger RNA, 4548 nt
Organism: Sander lucioperca (pikeperch)
Lineage: Eukaryota; Metazoa; Chordata; Actinopteri; Perciformes; Percidae
Product: solute carrier family 66 member 2
Exons: 6
Coding region: 289-1020 (243 amino acids)
Biological process (GO): phospholipid translocation; retrograde transport, endosome to Golgi
Cellular component (GO): endosome; trans-Golgi network
Source: RefSeq, a predicted model, not a curated record
AGAAGCAUGUCAAGAAGACCAUAAACGGCACUCAUCCCAAGCAUUUAUUCACCAAAGGCUACAUCCCAUUAAGUGCCGUUACGACAUGCAUGUUUAAUGCUGGAAUUUGAACGAGUUGGGAUUUAAAAGUCGGAGCUGCCAGGGAACCCUGGGUGUUUUGACUCCGACCAACAUCCGUGUCCGAGUUGGUGUUCUGAUAAAGCUGAAGGAAAGUGAAUGAAGGCGUCGGCAGCGUCCCAGGUGCAACCUUCAGACCCCCCGGGACACCCCUGAGCUUCUCUUGGCCUGAUGGAUUCGGAGGUGGUUGUGCAGGAGGACAUGGAGGGCUCGUGGACGUUGCUGUCCUGGAUUGCGUCCUGCCUCAUGGUGUUCGGGGGGGCCCUGCCCUAUGUGCCACAGUACCAGGACAUCCAGAGGAGCGGCAGCAGCGAGGGCUUCUCCACCCGAGUCUGCCUGGUGCUGCUCAUAGCCAACAUCCUGCGCAUCUUCUUCUGGAUAGGGAAGCAGUUUGAGCUCACCCUGCUGCUCCAGAGUGUGAUGAUGAUCCUCACCAUGUUCGCCAUGCUCCACCUCUGCUGCACGGUCCAAAACACCAACCGAGUGAGCACCAGGCAACACCGACUUUCAGACUUGGAUUUUCGCUACUUCUGGAAGUGGAGCGCGUUCGAGGACUACCUGCUCUUCUGCUUCGGCUUCACCGUGCUGUGUGCAGUGGUCACGCUGCUGCUGCUGGACUCUGCUGUGUUUGUGGAGACGCUGGGCUCCCUGGCCGUGAUGUUUGAGGCCAUGCUGGGCUUCCCGCAGCUGCUGCAAAACUUCCACAACGGCUCCACCAAAGGCAUGAGUGUGAAGAUGGUGCUGCUGUGGACGGCCGGCGACAUCUUCAAGACCACCUACUUUGUGAUGAACGAAAGCCCGGCUCAGUUCUGGGUUUGCGGUUCAGUCCAGAUCAUAAUCGAUGUGGCCAUCCUGCUGCAAGUCCUUUUCUACAGCCAAGACACACGGGUCAAGUUAGGUUGAACAUGGCUGUUGCUUUGGGUGGCGAAAACCUGGGCUUGUGUCUAAGUUUUAACGAGUCUGAUCAUGCAAGGCUUUUUAAUAAAAUCAACUGCAAGACAUGAAAGACAUUUAGCAUCAAGGAAACAGAGAAAACCAAAGUCAAUAGAUUAAGUUGUCUUUUUUUUAGUGUUCAGCCUUGUUUCAAAGUAUUCUGCAUAUGGGUAUCAUGCAGACCCAAAGAAGUUACCUUCAAGUGCAAUUAAGCAAAUAAUUUUAGCCUUGAACAAACUACUAAGCAUUUUCAGUCAAGCACUUAUAGCCAAACUUUUGGCUUUACAUUGUUAUUAAGAUAAGGCAGUAGUUUGGUGAAUUUUUAGCAUUUUAUACUAUUUAUUUGUUCUCUGUUGAACAUUACCUGGAUCCUGGAAGUGCAGUGGACAUGGAAACUGUGAGAGGGAACAUCACUCACAUUGGCAGCUCACUAACAGCAGUUCUGUGCUGCUGUACUGGCAGCUGUAGCAACUAGCACGGCACUGGAGUCUACUGCCUGACUGAUGAGUCUCCCACUUCACACUCCACACCUCACUGGACUCUUCUCAUGAUGCAUGUACAUUGUGUGUGUGCGUGUGUUUGGGUGUGGCAUGCUUGCUGGUCUGUGCAGCCAAAAUAAUUUUUUGCCGUUGGCCUCCAGCUGCUUAGCAAAGCCCACAGUGCGUACACCAAGUAAUGGUAACUACAUAGGACAUCAAUCUUUGUGUUAUGACUCUGCUUUGUAGCUUAAUUGCCAAGCGAUACAGGUCUACCACAAAGUAUGUGAAAGACAAUGAAAAGUGCUGCGAUGCUUUGCACUGUACCUCAGUCACAAAAUCGUUUGUAGACACCAAAGGACACAAUAUUACUGAAUAUUUGUGGCAUUUUCAUCACAUAUGUCCUCGUCCCAUUACUGCUGAUUUUGUGAUGUCUCUUUGUUUGUUUUUUUCAAAAAACACUCUUGUUCUUUGAGACAGUUACAGAAUUACUCAUAAGCAGCUAAUUUAAUUAUGCUGGAUCUUUUAUUGAUAUAUACCCGUCGCCCACUUUUUGACUCCUAAGCAUCAAAUACUUACAGUAUAUAAAAUGUAACCAGGUCAGAAUUGGUUUAGUCCUGAAUAAAUGUACCUUAAGGGACUGUAUAUAGAGGAUGUUGUAACUUAAGUAUAACUAUAUAUAGUAUAUAUCUUAUUGCCCAUCAUAUAACCAACAUAAUACCUGAGGAUAUAUAGUUAUUUGUGUAAUUAUUAACUAUAUCCAGGGAUGGCUAAAAUAUGUAUAUAUAUAUAUAUAUAUAAAUCCAGGGUGAAAAACAUUAAUGAAAGACCACUUCCUACCCUCCCUUUAGCUAAAAGAAAACCUUUUCUGACCCUGUAUUAACCCCAAAUAACUUUCAUACAGUCCUUUAAAUGAGAGUAUUUAUUUUCCCUUUCUUACAGAGGACAGAAACAUUGAAACCUGAUUUAUCCUUUCCAACCUUCCAAAAUGCAAAAAUGUUCACAAAAAUGUUCACUUCUGCUUAUAAUCAAAACGCUAAUUUAAAAAGAUAGCCUCUCAAGGCAAGCUGUGGUUCUUUCACCAAAAGCACCGCAGGAUGAAACAGAUCAGUAGCAGCAGCUGAUCAGUAGUCAGCGCAGUCAGUUUCUUUUUGCUUCCCCCUAGGCAUGAUUUAAUUAAGUAGUAAAACUACUCUACCUGCCUAUUAAAUCUUCCAGUCACCUUUAUAACUUAGCAGCCAGUUUUUGCCCAUCUGUUAAUCUACACCUUUCUGUUUUUAGUUUUUCUUCAGUAAACAUCCUGUUGAAGUUACACAUUGCAGUGGUUAUGGUCUGCAUCAUGCAGACAACCUCCUCCUGGAUCCAUUAUGCCUCAGCCAUAGGAUAACAUUUGUUAAGGUAGCAGAAUUGCAUCUCAGUGGAAUUUAGUGUUAUUCUCGGGGUCAGCAUGUAAAAUAUAUGUCUAUUGUAAAUGAAAGAAAAUUUUGAUAAACUUCUAAAUUGGAUUUUCAUAAUAAUCCAUAAGAGUUAUAUAAAUAUAACAGUGAAUGAGUAUCAUGUCACGUUUUACCUCCGUUUGCACUAGUUUGACAUUUUUGGAAUUGCUGACUUUUUUGGCUUUCUUGCAGGAAGUUAGAUCAGAAGAUCAAUACCACUUUCAUGUCUGUAUGAUAAAUAUGAAGCUAUAACCAGCGGUCAGUUAGCUUAGCUUAGCAUAAGGUCUGGAAAUGGGUAAAUAGCUAGCCUGGCUCUGUGUAAAGCGUUAGCUUCAGAGGUGCUGGUUGGUAGGUUUUGUUACCUUUAUCCAGAGCCAGGCUAGCUGCUACCACAGGUUUCCAGUCUUUAUGCUAAGCUAACUGUCAGACACAAGAGUGGUAUUGAUCUUCUCAUCUAACGAAGAAUAAAGAAUAAAUGUAUGUUCCCAAAAUGAUUGUUUUUAGGUUAAUCACUUCAUUGAACGUUUUAUUAUCAAUCAUUGUAAGGCAUUAUAAGGUUUCAGGCCAAUAGAGAAACUAAUACAAUCUCAAAGGAAAAGCACUUCAUUCUGUUUUUUUAAUAGGUCUCAUAAUAGUAUAGAAUCAAUUUAUGUCAUAUAUGUGUAUGUAUGAAAAUAACAAACCUUACUCAGAGGGAAUGUUGGAAUAUUUUGGGAUUAUGUGUUUGAUGGAUGCACCUCACUGUGACACAUUAUGUAGGAGUCUUUGCAUUCAUAAGUGUUUUUCUGCUGGUGCUGUAACACAUCUCAAAUAUUUUUGGGAUCGGUCAAAAUUACAAUUAUAGGUGUCCAGGUUGCUGAUGGACUUUUCUGACAUGCGGCUACGACUGCAAGCUUUAUUGUUCUGUGACCUUACAUGUUGUCAUUCAGUACAUGCAUUCUUCAAUUCCAGUUAUCUUACAUUACAUCUGUAAACUGCCUUAUUGGAAGAUGCAUGUGUCUUAUCUCCUGUACCCUGCAUAACACAGUUGUUUUGAAAUUGCAUUAUUUCUGUAUUCUAUUUGGUCUUAUCACCAGAUGUGUAUCUUUUGUAUUGUCUCUCUCGGUAGACAAACAGCACCCUCACUGGAUUUAGUUUAACAUUUGUGCUCCCUGUAGCAUUUUCUUUUCAAGGGCAGUAGCACAGAUUAACACACACACUGCCCGGUUGUGAUAAUCGCUCCACCAAAUUCACAUUAUGGUAAACAUUACAACUGCAACACUGAUAAGAAAUAGGUUGCUUGUCAUUUCUGAGGAGGGAGAGACUGUUACUUCAACCAGAUGCAAGUUAUAUAUUCCCUGUAGCAUGAAACAAUUUAUUAAUUAUCAGUUAUGACAAAGUGACAGAGUCCAUAAAAAGAUUAGUGUGACUUUUAGUUUUCAUUUGAUGUUUCUUCGUGCAACUAGUGUACCAGAUCUAUUAUCUAUUAUUAGAUGUAAAGGUCUGUGACAGUAUACAGUGACAUAUCACAUAUGGAAAUUGUGUGUACACUGUAUGUGAAAUAUUUCUCAUGAUAUUUUUCAUAAAUAUAGAGUAUUUAUAUUUCA